AUGUUGUUCGAUCCUCAUUCCGUUGUCGUUUACCCGAAAGAACGCACACUGAAACCUUACCACACGAAUGAAGAGGUAACUGAAUAUCAGUAUCACAGCACAACCGCCUCACAAUAUCCCGGCAAGUACGCUCUCAAUACGUUCAGUUCGCUGCCUGAAGUACCUCUCAAUUCCAGUAGUCGCGCUGGUUCAGAUUGUCACGCUAGCCCCACUCGCCACGCUGCUUCCAGUCGCCACGGGAGUACUCCAUCACGUUCUCCAACGCUUCGCUACCAACCACCGGGACGCACACUUGCCGUAAGCCCAAAGGAAGCCCCGAAUCCGCUCAACACAGUCGUGCCAAUCCAGCCAGCGACCAGCAGUCGUCCCGGUCCUGUGUUUGAGACAGGAGACGGGGUCUUCCGAAAUCCGUUCUCAGGCAAGUACGCUCCCAAUACGUUCAGUUCGCUGCCUGAAGUUCCUCUCAAUUCCAGCAGCCACGCUGAUUUUAGACGCCACGCUGAUUCCAAUCGCCACGCUUGUCCCAGUCCUGUGUUUGAGACCGCUCCUAGUGUUUCGACUGCCGCUGACCCUGAACCCGAUCCCCUCUCACAACUGAGAGUGUAUUAUCAAAAUACCAGAGGACUUCGCACUAAAAUCGAUUCGUUCUUCGUAGCAGCUGCGGAAGCGGAGUACGACGUCAUUGUGUUGACGGAAACUUGGCUCGAUGACGUUAUAUCUUCAACUCAGCUGUUUGGUAACGCAUAUACAGUGUACAGAACUGAUCGCAGUAGGCUAAACAGCAGAAAAACAAGAGGUGGUGGAGUUCUAGUGGCCGUUUCGUCCAGUCUUCAAUCUUGUAUUGACCCUUCGCCUGUUAGUAAUCGGCUAGAGCAACUCUGGGUGAAGGUUCAUCUUAAUGGGUUUGAUGUCAGCGUUGGAGUACUUUAUCUACCCCCGGAUUACAAAAAUGACCUGUUCCUCAUUCAGCAGCACUUGGAAUCCAUCGACUCUAUUAUGUCCGGUUUAAGCCAACACGAUUAUGCCCUACUUUUUGGUGACUACAACCAUUCGGAGAUGCUUUGGUUACCUUCUGAGGAUGGUGGCCUUAAACUUGAUACUAGAGGUUCAAAUCUCACAGGUCCCGGUAGUAUACUAUACGAUGGCUUUUGCUUCCAUAACUUGACGCAAAUUAAUUCGGUUAAAAACGCCAAUAGCGGUAUUCUUGAUCUGGUUCUGGUGAAUGACUUGUCACUACCAGCCUGUCAUCUUUCCGAAGCAGUCGAAGCGCUCGUUGUAGUCGAUACCGCUCACCCCGCAAUAGAAAUCGAUAUUGUGAUGUCUCUACCGGUAAAAUACGAGCAGGCUCCAGAAGGCGCGCUUUUCGAUUUCCGUCGUGCUGAUUAUGAAGUGCUCACCAAAGACAUUUUUUCAAUUAAUUGGCAAUUUUUGGACUCAGAUCUUAAUUUGGAUGACAUGGUUGAAUCGUUCAGCAGUGAAAUUCGACGCAUUAUUGAGCAUCGUGUCCCUUUCAAGCGUCCUCCGUUAAAACCACCCUGGACAAACCGAUACCUCCGUAAACUGAAAUGCCGAAGAAGGUCAGCACUUCGAAAAUACCGACGGAAUCGUUCUCCUCAGCUGAAACGUUGUUUCGUGUUUGCUAGCAACAAAUACACUAGCUACAAUCGACUUUCAUACGCUCGAUAUGUUGACCGAGUUCAGAGGAAUCUUCGACUACACCCAAAACGCUUUUGGUCUUUUGUAAAGUCUAAGCGCAAGGAAGAUGGACUACCGACGGCUAUGCACUUUGGAGAAUCUUCGGUAGAUACUGCUUCUGGAAAGUGUAACCUUUUUGCGCAACACUUCAAGUCUGCAUUCUCGGGCGCCGAUGUCACGCCUGCACUAAUCGCUGAGGCCAUCCGUGAUACUCCAUCGGAUGUAAUCGAUUUUGGUAUUUUCGAUGUCACUGAAGAACACGUUCUUAAUGCAAUUCGGAAGCUGAAGUAUUCUACGUCACCUGGACCUGAUGGCAUUCCGUCAUCUUUGCUGAAAAGGUGUUCCGCUGCAUUUUUAAUGCCAUUGACGAAGCUGUUCAAUCACUCGCUGCAACAAGGGUGCCAACCGUCUCCCCACCAGUUAGGAAUAGAAGACGAAGCGGGAGCAGAAGGGAAGGCCUUGGACCGAAGCAUUUUACCACAUCCGGCGCGUUGCUGUUUGUACUGCCUUGGAUCCAAGUUGGAUAAGGCCGGGUGGCGUUUGCUUGGAUGGAGUGGGAUCUGA
Molecule: messenger RNA, 2259 nt
Organism: Aedes albopictus (Asian tiger mosquito)
Lineage: Eukaryota; Metazoa; Arthropoda; Insecta; Diptera; Culicidae
Exons: 4
Coding region: 1-2259 (752 amino acids)
Molecular function (GO): catalytic activity
Source: RefSeq, a predicted model, not a curated record